GAAAGACUCGGUUCUUAAUCUUCUCAUCUCGUUGCCAACUCAUGGCUGUCUCGAAGACGAACCCGACCUCCAUCAGGCGGCAUGCAGCUGGCCGGACUCCGCCAGGCGUGCCAUGCAGCUCGGCUAUUGGAACAGGGCUGCGAGCUCCAAUUCCAUGUGAGACAACACGAGGUCUUGGCCAAGCCAGAGCGGCAUUUGGGCAGUGGCAGCUAUGCCAGCGUUUGGGAGCUGCGGUUGAGGUGCGCGUCCGGAGCGGUGCCGCGGCGAGCGGUGCUGAAGCACUUCCCGCCGGUGGACGCGGCGGUGGCCGCCUUCUUCGGGCAACAGCUCUUAGGACAACAUCGUGAACAAUGGCAGAAGGAACGGGCCAUGGAGAAGGCCAUGGAGAAGGCCAUGGAGAAGCUGUCUCCCCAUCCGGCCUCUCACAGCACUGAUUCAGCACGGGUUUCAGCCCAGAGCAAACCAAGCCUUUUGCCACGCCCAAAGCUUGACCCACAGCAACCGUCUCCUGGUCUUGACCCACAGCCCAAUCCCAAUCCGCAGGGCGCAGUAGCUGGUUUUUUGGAUCUUGGAACUUGGUGUCGGCGCCCCAAGAGAUAUCUGGGUCUGUUGAUCCUUUUGCGGAAAGCAACCGAGUGUGGUGACCGAGCCGAGGCCAUCGGCGAACGCCUCAGCCACGUGGCAGCGCGCGCGGACACCGCCGCGGAAUUCCGCGGCCGGCGGCACGUGGCGGCGCUGCUGGCGGCGGAACCGCGCUUCGUUGGGGUGGCGCCGGAGGCGCCGGCGAAUCAGGAAUUGAUGCUGAUCCUGGAGCACGCAGGCGAUCCUUUGGAGCAGCGGUGGCAGGAGGAACGGAGUGCCAUUCGUCCGCGGUCGACCUGUCCAGUGGAGCGUAGUGCCAUCGUGGAGCAGCUGCUGGAGGGAGUAGAGCUUUUGGGGCUGUGUGGCGUGGUGCAUGCAGAUAUCUCUGCGAGCAACUGCUGCAUUGACGAUGCCGGUGUGGUACGCUUGGUGGACUUUGGCAACGCGGUGCUUCUAGAGGCAGCGCGGCAAGCCAGCGGAAAGCUGGAGCGGUUGCGUUCGCGCUACGUGCACCAUCCACGGUUCCCCUGCAGCGAGCGCUACGCGUACCCACAGACGUUGCAUCGACUGAUUGAGAAGAUUGAGCAGCCGCGGAACAUUGACGUCUAUUCAGCUUGCUAUGACUGCGAGGCCUUCUGUGGGAACCUCGCUGCGACCCCACCGGAAGUCCUGCGUGGACUGCUGACGGCGGGCGCCAGCGACGUUUAUGGUGUGGGGAUCCUCUACUGGUGGCUCUUAACGGGCGAGGAGACGCCCUUCGAGAUCCACGUGGAUGGGGACCGCAUUUCCUUCCCAGGCUGGCGGCGCUUCUAUGCACUCAGCCCACAGCAGCAGAUGGAGGAGCUGCACGGUCGCUUGAGGGCGGCGAAGCCGGAGGACACCUCCGAGGCGGAGAGGUCGGCCAGGUGGCUGUGCAGCGCAUUGGCCGAAGCGCCGGAGGACCGCGCCAGCGCGGCGCAGGGCCUCGCGGGGGAGAUGAAAAGGGGGCGGACGCACGCGGGGCGGACGCAGGUUAGGCCACCGAGCGGUGGCCUCUUCGGAUCCGGCUUGCGGUUUGGUCACUUGCCUGAGUUCAUGCUAGGUCACGAGAUCGACUGGGCCAAGGCGCCCGGAUUGAGCCAUCGACUCUCUGCUGCUGAGAACAGCCAACGAGCACGGAUGUCGUUAGGACUUGGGGAUCCGGCGCAGUCUCUUUGGGCAUAUCGCACUAUCAGCUCCCCAGCCGUCGCCGAGCUGUGUGUGGCGCCACUGGGCGGCAGGGCAUCGGACGAUGGCACGGAUGGGGGGAGGUGGAUGGUGAAUGGUGCCAGAUCCAAUGAUGUUGCGUUCUGGGUACCAUCCACCUCCCAUCCAGAUGAGGUGGAGCGCGAGGUCGUGGACCGCGCGCCGGGGAUGCCUCCACUGGAAGAGGUCGAAGAGGACGCGGCGUCCCGCGGCCGUCCGCGCGUGUCCGAUCUCUCCGUGGGUGUCGGCGGCGAGGAGAAGGUCCUGCCAAAGCUGCCGCCGCCCAUGGGCCGACUGGCCUACUCCAUGUCCGCCGACCAACCCUUAAGGGGCGUCCCCAUCCGCGAGGGCGACCUGUGGCACCUCUCCACGGAGGAGAGAGAGACCGCGCGCGCGGUGGACGCGGGGAGCUUCGGUGCGGAGAAGGUGGACCAAGUGAGGGUCUUUCUCCACGUGAACGGCUUCCGCUUCUUCGCCGACGGCCAGGAGGUGGGAGUCUUGACGAGCCGUCGUGGGCGGCGGAAGACGUGGACUCGAAACGAGAGCACACAAGCGGGCAUGAACUUUUCGGAGUUCAAGAUCUUCAAGAUCUCGCUCUUCGCGCAGGGCGCCUGUUACUACUUCGGCCUGCGCGGCAGCUGCGAGCGCGACGCGGAGGAGGAGCGCUCGCGCUGGGUCCUGGACGUGUCCCGCAUCACGCGCCUGGUGACGCAGUCGCUCUUCCCGCCGUUUCGGAUCACCUGCGAGCCUCGGCUCGUGGCAGGGGGGCAGGAUCCGAUUCCGUGCUCGGCGGACUUGCACGAGCUGACGAAAGGGCGGUUGAUGGCGGGAUACCUGGUACACUACGAUGAUUGCUUUACUGCCUCGGUCCUCUACUGUGAGCUGCACGUGAACAGGAUGGAUGUGGAUGGUGGGUUUUGCCGGCGCUGGCAAGACCAUGCCCGAUUCAUUUUCUAUGAAGAUGAGACCUGUGCACAUCAGCUGAGUGAGAUGUAUGUGACUGAGCGGUCCAUUUGCUGCGAGAAGAUUGGCAUCAAUUGCAGCUGCUUCAGCGUGGAGGAGCAUCAGUUCUCCGCGCGCAGCCUGGCCGAGCGGAAGUUGUGGCUCCGCGCCAUCUCCAACCUCAAGGUGAAGUUGCAGAAUGGUGCUCCGCCGCCCAGUGAACAAGAGGUGUGCCACUACAGGGCGGCCAUCAAGGAGAGCACGGUGGGUAGGGGUUGCAACCUAUAG
Messenger RNA from Durusdinium trenchii, 3036 nucleotides. NCBI's taxonomy places the organism in Eukaryota, Dinophyceae, Suessiales, Symbiodiniaceae. The record is from the annotation of a GenBank genome assembly.